AUGUCCUUUCCGGAGCGUGACGGUUCUGGAGAGCUCGAUAGGCCUGAGAGGGAACAGGAUAUUCCCUUCAAUGAGGAUUCCAUUUCGCAGCUUGAUAGCAUAAUUGACAGGGAUAACGAUGUCAGAUCACCGUCUACUUUUGUCGAGGCGGUCAAUACUUCUAAUGUGAUUCCCGAUGAUGUAGUCGAUCAGGACCCAAAUGUUGUGGCUCCAGAAGUAGAACAAUGCGCCGAGGACAAUGAUGGAGAGCUGAUUGUUUUACAUCCUGAUCAUCCACUUAUGAAACGCUUUCAAGUAGCUCUUAAAAAGAUGCUUAAGGAACACAUUUCAAAAGCCGCUAUUGAGCUUCGUGAAAAGACCGAGGAAUUAAAGCGGAUAAAAAACAGUCAUCUGGAAUUGGGGUCCGAGUUGUACAACGCCCAACAAGAACUCUCCAAAUUUCAAUCUCAAUUGCAAAAGAAACAUAAGGAAAACAUAGAACGGCAAGCACGGCGUGUAAAAAUGGAUGAGCAGUUGGCGGUGCUUCAUAAACAGUUUAAAAGGACUCAGAUGGAUUAUAAUUUGGAAUACAAAAAGAUGAUUGCAAUGCGAGAGGAGGUUGACAACCUAGCAUUACGUCUUUUCUACCUAAAUAAUGCCAAACUUGAGGUGAAGAGUGACAUAAAUAUCAUGCAGAGAGCAGCUGAGAAGGCGUCAACUGAAUUAUCGAAGGCAGAAGAGGAGAAACUUCACCAGGACAUGGUGGCGCAUCGGAUGCAGCAAACCGUCGAUCAACUAACUGAGGAUUGCGAGCUGUUAAAAGAACAGCUUGUUGCAGCUGAGGAGGAGUUAAGAGCCGGCGAAAACAUGUUAAAAGACAUGGAGAGUCAGGUGUUUGGCAUCAAAAUCGAUAGGAAGCGGCUGAUGGCUCACUGGACUACCAGUCUGAUUAGUCUCCAACGCAGGAACGAAGCCUAUGGAGAACUAAUGAAGGACUUCGAAAAGAAACAGGAUGAGAUGACAAAGGUGACCUCCGAGACAGAGGGUAUUAAAAGGGACAUCACGGCUGAGCAAGAAAAACAUGAACAGUUGACACUUCAGCUACAUCGCACUCAAGGAGAUAUUGAAAGCGCGAAAAAAGAAUUAGAGCGUCUCCAAGCGAAUCACGAGGAGAUGCGCAAGGAGUAUGCUCAAACGCAGCGUAUUCUUAGUGAGACGGAGCGAAGUCUUGAAAACGCCAAUUCGGUGAGUUAA
This is a messenger RNA of Hydatigera taeniaeformis, 1233 nucleotides long. NCBI's taxonomy places the organism in Eukaryota, Metazoa, Platyhelminthes, Cestoda, Cyclophyllidea, Taeniidae. The record is from the annotation of a GenBank genome assembly.